Molecule: messenger RNA, 9160 nt
Organism: Chelonia mydas (Green sea turtle)
Lineage: Eukaryota; Metazoa; Chordata; Testudines; Cheloniidae
Gene: CHST3
Product: carbohydrate sulfotransferase 3
Exons: 3
Coding region: 756-2135 (459 amino acids)
Biological process (GO): N-acetylglucosamine metabolic process; carbohydrate metabolic process
Cellular component (GO): Golgi membrane
Molecular function (GO): chondroitin 6-sulfotransferase activity; N-acetylglucosamine 6-O-sulfotransferase activity
Source: RefSeq, a predicted model, not a curated record
GAGUGUCUCGAACAAAGCCAACAGAAGGGUCCUUGUUAGCGGGCUGCUCCCAGGAGGGGGCGAGCGGCGAGGGGAGGGGCGGGGCAGGCGGCUCUCCCUUCGCCUGUCUCCUCCUCUAGCCCGGGGCCCGCCGCCCGCCGCAGGGGGACCCGCUGGUGACUUCGGCUCACUUGAGAACUCUCCUGCGCCGCCCGUCGCGGGCUAGCCGGCUGCCUCCGGCCCAGCAGCGAGUUUCCGAGGGGCCGGGAGCCGCUCCGGGCUCCAGGCGGCGGCGUGAGGCUCGUGUGCCUGCGCCUGGGGGAGGCCAGCUCGCUCCUCCGCCCCCGGGGGCUGCUCUGAAACCGACCCGACCCUCUCGUCCAUUGCAACCCCCCUCCCCCCAAGGCCAGGCAUCCAGCCCGGGGCGAGAGCCCGGCCGCCGGCUGCGGGAGGGAGCGAGCCCCAGCCUGGCACGGGGAAGCCGCGGCGCUUUCCCAGGAGCAGGGCGCUGCACCGCUGGAGGAGCGAGCGCGGAUGGUCCCCCGGCCGCAGCCCGUCCCGCCGGGCAGAGCUCCCCGCGGCCGUCCCCGGGAGGAGCGAGGCGGGUCGCGGGCCGGUGCAGGGCAAGGGUGUCACCUGCCUGAUCAGGAAGUAUUAAAACUGGAUGAUGCCUUCUAGAUAGCUGCAGAGCACUAGGAGCCGGGGAGGUGCUCCUUUAUUCUCCUUGGAGAGGGAGAGACUUUGAGGCAAAACCUUGGACUCCCCAGUCUCUCCCCAUGGAUAAAGGACACGCUUUACCCCAGGAUAUCCGGGACCUGCGGCACUGCCUGAGAAUGAAGAGCAAGUAUGCCAUUCUCCUGGUGUUUGUUGUAGCUCUUGUCAUUAUCGAGAAGGAAAACAACAUCAUAUCGAGGGUAUCAGACAAGCUGAAGCAAGCCCCACAAUCUCUGGUGGAGGUCAACAGCACAGACCCUGGCCUAGUGCUGUCAGAAAAUGGGUCCCUCUUGUCCCUCAGCGAGCUGGACUCUGCCUUCUCUCAACUCAAGAGCCGGCUUCAGAAUGUCACCCUGCAGCUGGGAGGGACCAGGGAGCCUGCUGUGGCUCAGGGACCCCGCAGACAUGUGCUCCUGAUGGCCACCACCCGCACAGGUUCCUCCUUCGUGGGAGAGUUCUUCAACCAACAGGGCAACAUUUUCUAUCUCUUCGAGCCACUGUGGCACAUAGAGAGGACAGUGUCAUUCGAGCCAGGCGGAGCAAAUGCAGUGGGGUCGGCCCUCGUCUACCGAGAUGUCUUGAAGCAGCUGUUCCUCUGUGACCUCUACAUCCUGGAGAACUUCAUCACCCCGCUCCCUGAUGACCACCUGACCCCGUAUAUGUUCCGGCGGGGCUCAAGCCGCUCCCUGUGCGAGGACCCUGUUUGCACCCCUUUCGUCAAGAAGGUCUUCGAGAAGUACCAUUGCAAAAACCGCCGCUGUGGCCCCCUCAACAUGACCCUCGCUGCAGAAGCCUGCCUGCACAAGAAUCACAUGGCACUCAAGACAGUGCGAAUUCGGCAGCUGGAGUUCUUACGACCCCUGGUCGAAGACCCUCGUCUAGACAUGAGGAUCAUCCAGCUGGUGCGGGACCCCCGGGCGGUGCUGGCCUCUCGCAUUGUGGCCUUCUCAGGCAAAUAUGAAACCUGGAAAAAAUGGGCUUCAGAAGGAGCAGCUCCCCUCAACGAGGAUGAGGUGCAGAGGCUGCGGGGGAACUGCGAGAACAUCCGCCUCUCCGCUGAACUUGGCCUGAGGCAACCAGCGUGGCUGCGGGGCCGCUACAUGCUGAUCCGCUAUGAGGAUAUUGCUAGGUCACCCCUCCAAAACGCCAAGGAGAUGUACAAGUUUGCUGGCAUCAGCCUCACCCAACAGGUGGAGGACUGGAUCCAGAAGAACACCCAGGCACCUCAGGACAGCAGUGGCAUCUACUCCACCCAGAAGAACUCCUCGGAGCAGUUCGAGAAGUGGCGCUUCAGCAUCCCCUUCAAGUUGGCCCAGGUAGUGCAGAGUGUCUGCGGCCCAGCCAUGCGUCUGUUUGGCUACAAGCUGGCCAGCGACCAAGAGACCCUCACAAACAGAUCCAUCAGUUUGCUAGAGGAAAGGAGGGCCUUCUGGAUCACGUAAGAUCCCUCAUUGCUGGGUUUCCAUACGGAAACAUAUGGUUAGACUGAAAAAAGAAAAACCUGAGCACAAGAACAGCUGGGGAAGCAGGAAAAGGGCAAGUGGAAAGGGGCCACUGUCCCUUGCUGACACGUAUCACAUCCUCGUUUAUAAGGCUUGUGUUUGCCAUGCACUCCUCAUCCUAGCGAGGUGCUUUCUGAUUCUCCGUGGACAGCAGGGGAACGCAGUAAUAUCCAGGAGCUCUGGCUCGUCUAGAUGGAUAAUAAUGUGGCCACCCUUUGAAACUAAAUGGAGCUCAGAAGCUGGCAGUGGGGAGAACCAAAGCAAUAGGUACUAGCUUCCAUACCUCACCUCUUAGCUUUCUUCUCUGCACAAGCGCCACCCUUCUUUCAAAGGGCAUUUCUGCACUAAACAUCCAAAGAGAGAAUUGUAUGUUUUAAAAAUAUUCGUACACUUUAAAAUCCCUCAUCUCGCCGAGCAUGAGUGAGGAGGUGAGAGGAGCCGAGGGUUGCACUGAUACUGCCUUGGGCAAACUUAAAGACCUCGCUAAGCUGUGUUUGGUUGGGUUGACGGAACUGUCAGAAAGGGACUUGGUUGGGGUUUGUUGCCAAGAAACCUCUUAGUAAAUCCCCAGGGAGAGGAGUCGGGGGAACUCUCUUCUCCCAUCCUGACUGCUGCCGCCUUACGCUGACAAACACUCAUGUCUAGGACACUUUGUGCAUGUCUACGGACCUUUAAAUAUACCAACAGCCUGUUAAACCUUGAGAGAUGUGACUGAGUCAUACAAGGGUGAGCACACUCCCUCAGACCAUGCUCUCGGAAGAGCAAAAUGCCAGGACAUCGGGAAAACAUGUAGCAGAGCCAGCAAACAGCCACACCGUGAUCACUGGCACUGGUGCAGCAUUUUCCACCUCAGCUGCUUGUUAUCAAGUGCACCAAAACCAGCAGCUGAGAGAUGGCAGGGAGACAAUGAAAACAUUAUUUGAGAGAGAGAGAGAGAGAGAGAGAGAAACUGAAAGCAACGCUCUCUAUGCCUGGGGAUUCAACUGGUCUCCUUCCAAGGUGCCAUCAGCUGUUUUGUCUUCCACCACAGAGGCUGGGUUCCUCAAUGAUCAUUUGCUGGUGUCUAGAGAUCGAUACUGAAAGAUUUCUUGGCUGGGGGCGGCAGGGUGUUUCUGUAAUUGUAUUUAUAUUUUGUCCUUGCUAUUGUUUGUAUAUCUUUGGAAGUGCUGGUUGGAGGCUGCCAGCAAUUCUCCUGCCCAAAGCAGAGGGAAAUCGUUUGUACCAAUUAGCUUUUUAUGGUAGGAGAGUGGGGAGAAGAGAGACUGGGAUGCAGGCAAGUAGGAACUCCUCCAAAAUUAGGCAAUAGGAAUAGUUUCCAUAACAGAAAGAGAUGGUCUCAGAUUGCAACAGACGAAUUCCUAGCCUGUUUCACCCCUUGUCCAAUCCACAGUUAGGUUUGGUUUUUGCUUCCUGGAGUUUGAUCUCUUCCUGGGGCAACCCGGAGACUACUCCAGAAGAGAUCUUCAGACACCUUUUCAGCCCCAUCAUUAUUCUGAUGCCCCCAUUGAGUCCCCUCAUCCUUAAAUACAUCCUCAGGGAAGAAACAUGGAACAAGAUCUGAGCUGGAAGUGAUUUUUUUUUAAAAGUAAUUUUUCAAGGGGCAGCAUCAGGGUUUUGUUUUAAAUCACAUUUAAAGGGAUACUGUCAACACACAAACUUCUCUCUGAACUUAUCUUUACUUCCUAUUGUCACAAAUGAUUCAAAUUUAGAGAGAUUGCAAGAGACAUUUCUCUGUUUUUCAGUGUGUUUAUCUUGUGCAUUUAUCAUUACUUUAAGCAGUCAGUUUCAUCCGUGGUCGGAUUCACUUCCUAAUCUCAUGCACUAGCAUGAGAGAAUAUCAGAAUUCUCAUGCACAAGGGUGGGGGCGGGCACAGCUGGGCAGGCGAGCAGUCCCCCUAAUCUCCCAUGGAUCCAUGGACAUGGCCUGGGAGCACUGGUAAACUGGAGCUGGACAGCCGGAGUAAGCUGUUGCUGACAUGGGUGAUCAGCAUAGGGGAGACGCUAAUGCAGGAGGGGGAUCCAGGCACAUCCCGUUUAUGGCCAUUGUUGUGCCAGAGCACACCCCUGUUUGAGCAACCGAUAUGAAAUCGGCAAGGGAAAGAAAAACAUGCAAAAAUAAAUGCAGGGUAAUGGCUGAAAUUCUCAGUCCUCAGUGUACUUUAACAUAGUGUAUGCCCCUAACCUUCACCCAUGUAAAAAAAGAAAAAAUGGACAGUGUCCCUGUCACAGGGAAAGCUAGGUGGCACCUCUUCUUGGUCACUUUGGGGGAACAGCUCUGUCCAACUCUGGUGCCCCCUUCCACUGCUCACUGCAUGCCCUGCUGUCUCUCACUCUCUGACUCAAGGGGCUCUGUUUUUGUGGUUUGGCCCUUCGGCCAGAUCUCUAUAGUCCUCCCCUUCCAGGGUAACAAAAUAAAUCUCCAAACCAGCUGUCUAGAGCUCCUCUCCAGUGCUUCCAUGCUGCUUCCAAGUGGCUGGUAGGAGAACCCAGGCCUGCUCUCUACACUGGGUUCCAGCCCAGGAACCCUGUAACAAGCGGCCAUGGUCUGCAUGGUCCUACCCCUUGCUGCUGUUUUCCCUGGGCUUCUUCCCACCUAGCUCUCUCGGGCUUCCUUUCCCCACAACUCCUCUGGGGUUAACCAUUGUUUUAGGGUUAGAACCCUGGUGCUUAUUCUCCCUCUUGGGUUUUCACCUCCCCUCCUCUCUGCUCCCAGAGAGAAACCUCAGACAGUCUCCCUGCAGUCCCGUUGGGCAGCAAACUUCCUGGCUUUAUAAUUUAGCCUGCUCCAGCCCAGCUGAGUCUCUUGUUCAGUUAAGCCUGGCUUUCCCUCCAGGUACAGCAAGGUACCCUAAUUGGUCCCUCAGGCCUACAUUAACCCUUUCAGGGCCUGUGUGGAGUACACACCACAUCACAGUUCUCUUUUUAAAAAAAGCAACAAUCCACAUCUCCCUCCCAGGGUUACUAACAACACCUUAUAUUGUUAAACUAAAAUAGUGUUUUAAAGAUAUGAAUUUAUUUUACCCUAGUUACGCAGUUUGUCCAAACUGUGAUGCAGAAAGUAACCAGUGAAAACAGACCAGGCAGCAGGGGUGCUGGAACAAUUUUUAUAAUGGGGCUGCUGAAAGCCAUUGAACCAAACUGUAAAUGAUGGAAACCUCUUCAAGCCAGGAGGUGCAGCAGCACCCCCAGUUCCAGCACCUAUGCAAGGCAGUUUCACUUUUCAGCUCCCUUGUACUAGCACAAUUCUGCAGUGUUUGGGUUGCAGAUAUUGCAAAGAGAAUGUUGCUACAAAAAGGUGGAAACUGUUUCCAAUGGAGUUUAAAAAUAAUCAUGAAAAACAUUGACUAAUAGCAGGUUUUGUAAAAAAAUAAAAAUAAAAAAAUUUCUAGCCCUAAAUUUUGGGCCUAAACUACCUUUACAUCUUUACAGUUUUUCAAGGAAUUACUUAUGGCUAAAUUGAAGCUUAGAGAAGUGAAAAGAAAUUAACAAAUACAUGCUUCAGUGGAGGCUUUUCUGUGUAUGCCCUUGCAACUCACAUGUGGAGUUGUUUGUGAAACCCAAAAUCUGCACCCACUGAAGAGCACAUUUAAAUUACUAUCUAUAGGUAUAUAAACCAUAAAGGGCAAAUAUACAACAGCUUCCUCCUUCAAGCUCACAGACCCUCUGGUGCACACAAUCAGUUUUGAUUUCUCUUUCUUUAAUAUUCACAGUCUGUCCUCUAACUGCCACAUCUUGUAUUAUAGUUUGUUUAUCUUUGGAGAGGUAGCAGACUUAGGCCUCAAUUCAGGAAAGCACUUAAGCAUGGCAUAACUUUAAGCACACCUUAAUAUUAAGCAUGUGCAUAAGAGCUGGCCUGAAUAGAGGUGCUUUCCAGCAAAAGGGCCUUAAUGCAUACUGGAGCAUUUCUUCAAUAUACUCAAGACAACAAGAGCUAUAGGUACAGCACAAGGGGCCCUAUUUGCAGUUGCCCUCUACCUUGUGUCAUAAUUUGCAUCAGUAUAAAGUGGCUGUAAAAGGUCCCCAAAACAAAAUGGUUAUGAUUUACGCAAUAUGACCACCCAGUGGACCUGAGCCAAGGCCCAUUUAAAUCAAUGGAAAGACUCCCACUGACUUUGGCAGGUUUUGGAUCAGCACCAAGGUGCAGGGUAACCACGAAUCAGAUCCAUACCACUUCUUGAUCAAACUUACUUUGCCAGCUCCAGGAGGGAGCCCCCAGUGGAAACAGUCCUGGUGCAGUCGGUAGGAGAGAGUGUGUUUACUUGGAGCUCCAACCAGCACUUUGGUUCUGAUGAAAUGAGGCGUUAUUAUUGCUAUUGUUUGUUUUGUUUGUGCUUUUCAAAAGUUUAUUUUUAUUUUUUUUGUUUACAAGGGCUGCAAUCUGGCAGGAAAGAGGCUGCCACUUCCUGCAACAUGUAGAGCCGUUCAGAGAAUGGAGGGUUUAAUAUUGUAAACUGCAAGGGGAAUUUAUUUAUUUAUUAUAUGAAAAAGAGGGGAAAUAUUUUAUUAGCAGGGAGUCUGAGCUACACCCAAAAACAGGCAGACAAGAAAUAUCCCAAGAAAUGGAAAAAAGGUAAACAAUUAAACUCAGAGCAGCACAGUUACGAUUUCAAACAAAAUGCUGUUGUUUUGAGAUGUCUGUUUUCUUAACACCCAGAAACAAACAAAAAUCACACUUCUGUCUCCAAACGGCUAACUGCUGUUGUUACAAGUUAACACCUACACACUCUGUAACUGAACCGGAUUAGGUUCACUGUUCCCUGUUAUUGGGGGAGUCAGGGGGCUUCACACAGCAACAGGAGGGAGGAAAAUAGCUCUUAUUUUUUAAGGAAAGCAUGGUUGAAAAAAAAUUUCAAAAAUUGGCGAACUCAGGCUGUGUAAGACAUGAAACUAUUUGUAGCACUUUUAAAAUGACAGCCUUUCAAAUGGCCCAUUUCACAAGCUGAGAGCUUGUUGACACUGCGUUAUGUCGGUAUAUGUUGCUCAGGGGUGUGAAUAAGCCACCCCCCCGCAUGACAUAACUUCCACUGACCUAAGCGCCGGUGUGGACAGCGCUGGGUCGACAUAGGUACCACCCCUUGUGGAGAGGGUUUUAUUGUGCUGACGGGAGAGCAUCUUCACCAGACACGCUACAGCGGCACAGCUGCAGCGUUCUAGUGUAGACUAGCCCUGAGACACACAAUAAAUCCCAGACAGAACAAAGGCUUUGGAUAUAAUUUUAUGGCCUGGGAAAACACAGAAAUGCACAGGAAGUGAAAGGAUACAUGCCUCAGUGGCAUAAAAGAGUGGCUGUUGGCCUCUGGGGAGCCCAUCUGGAAUCGGACCUGUGCAUAAUGAGAAGUAAAUAUGGGGGUUUAUCCAUUCCCCCUCCCCCCCCCCCACAGGGGUGGGAGCUGAUACCAGGUCCUCUCAUCCUAAGGGAUGGGGAGGAAGGUUGCAAUAGAGCUGAGGUUAUUUGGUAGAUGAAUGUGGGAUAUAUGACUUGAUAUGGAAGGCCAAAUCCUGCCAUGAUUUACACCUAUUGCAAUCCCACUUGACUUCAGUGGUUCUUAAAUCCAGGUAGGAUUUGGCCUAGAGACAGGAAUUCUGUCUCAUUGCAGGAGCAGUCCCUCAGGGCCGGGCUGAAUUCAUUAGCAGCUCAUGGGAAUCACGCUGGAUGGCUACCUUCUCUGUACAUAGCCCUGGGAUAGACAGAGGGAGUCAGUUCUCUGCUCAGCCAGUCACUUGACCUUUCCAAGCACAAGAGAGUCAUUCAGUUAUUUGUUUAUUUAAAGGUUUUUUCUCUCUCACUCCAUGAACAUAUCUUCAGGCUAGGGGAGAGAGACAGUCUCUGACCUUGGCACAUAAAAGGACUAUUCCUCUGUGUUCCAGUUAUUAGAUAUGGAAAGGGAAGUUUCUAACACCACAUUCUUUCUCUGCUGUGUUCCAUAGAGCUACACAUUCUCUCCCUUUCUCUGUCCUGUAGGACAGGGACCAGGCUCAGAUGCUAGAAGAAAGCACUGCAUGCAGCCAGCCUGUCAUACUCUCCUGAACCCCAGCUCCCUUGCCCUACUGCAGCAUUGCAACCUCCAGCUAUCAGGCUAGUUCAUGGGGGGAGGGCCCUUCACUCACUAACAUUUCGGGUGGGGAGCGGCAUGGAGAAAGAGAAGGAGCUGGCAGCAGGGUCUGAAUGGAGCCUUUGACUUGCUGCUAUGCUGCAUGUCACCCCAGCAGGGCAGCGAGAGGAAGGCUUACAACUGCCAUCUGUGCUCCUAAGGCUGUAAAAUGGAGAGCUGCUUUGUUACUUCAGCUGUUUUCUUCCUUCCCUUCUUCCUCCUCUCAUCCAUCUUUGCUUUUCAACUCAAAGGGAGGAAUCUCGGGCGCCUGGCCUUCUCCAAUGGCUGAAAUCACACAGCCCAGGAGAGCUGUUCCAUGUGUUUAAAUCAGAACGCCUUCCUCUGGAAAAGCAGACGCAACUUUAGCGGCAGGGGCUGUCCACAUUGUAGGGAGGAAUCCAAGGGGACAGGAGGCAAGGGAGGGUCAGCCAGGGCAUCAGACAGGCCUCAAAGGGAAAUGCACUGGGAUGGGGUUCCUUGGGCAGCUGGAAGUGUGCACCUAAGGGAGUCCAGCAUCCCUCGUUUAUUUAUCUCCAUGCGAAGAACUCUGUGCUGCCACCUAGGGAUUUUUACAAAACUAACAGCUAAACCAAUGUCCAGCUGUUUUCUUACUGGCCCUGUGUCGAGGGUUUAGCUUAACGGCCUGCCUGGCUCCAUAGCAGUGAUGUUACACAGGGUUUGUUACACUCCUGGAGCCACUGUGGUCUGCCAGCCGCUGGAAGCUCUGACACACACAUCCUCUGAGGAGAGUACUCAGUACUCUAGUUUGAAUCUUCUGUGCACAGAAAUGAAUGUGAACCCUGUAACCGGUUAGAAGAUGGUUGACUUGACUUAUUUAAUUAAAAACACAAUGGAGCAGAAUCCAAAAAGGCA